UCACAAAGCUCGUGUUCGCAAAAUAUUCUCACUACUCUCUCUCUCUCUCUCUCUCUCUCUCUCUCUCUCUCUCUCUUUCUAGAACGCAGUGUGUCUUGCAAACCCUAGAUCAGAAUCAUGUCUGGAGCGUACGGUCAAGAAGGCGGCGGCGGCUCUGCGCCACCGUCAUAUGGAGCUACAGGAGGCUACGGUGCCUCCGGUGGUUAUGGAGGCGGUGGUAAUUUCGGAGGUGGAGGCUAUGGAGGAGGCGGCUCCGGUGGAGGGGGUUAUGGUGGAGGUGGUGAUGGCGGAGGGGGAUACGGAGGGAAAGGCAGCGGUGGAGGGGGUGGAUAUGGCAGUGGUGAUGGCGAUGGUGGAAGGAGCGGAGGAUAUGGUGGAAACGAUGGCGGAGGUUAUGGUGGAAGGGGAGGCGGCGGUGGUGGUUAUGGUGGUCGGGGAGGAGGUGGAGGCUAUGGUGGUCGAGGAGGUGGUGGUGGAUAUCAAGGUGGUGGAGAUCGCGGUGGACGAGGUGGUGGUCGUGGCGGCCGCGGUGGCGGUGGUAGUGGCGGCGGCGGUGGUGGUGGGGGUGGGUAUAACAGAGGAGGAGGCGGUGGGGGGUAUAGUAAUAACAGAGGGGGUAGAUCUGGUAACUAUGAUGGAGGCAGGGGUAAUGACUAUACUGGUGGUAGGGGUAGUAAUAAUGAUGGUAGAGGUGGAGGUGGAAGUAGAGGUGGUUCUUAUGGUGGUAAUCAGGGGAGAGAGGACGGUGGCUAUGGUCAAGUUCCCCCUCCUGCAGCCCAAACUUAUGGUGGUUCUGCUGGUGGUAACUACCCACCCUCCUAUAAUUCUUAUGAUGGAAAUUCAAAUUAUGGAACAGAUGCUGGUCCCCCACCUACAAGCUAUACUGGUGGACCUACUUCAUAUCCUCCAUCUUAUGGAGGUAACACGGGUGGUUAUGGUGGCGAUAAUGUAGCCGAUUCACGUGGGGGUGGUAGAAGUGGGCCCCCAGGAGGAUAUGACAGUGGUUAUAAUGCUGGCGCUGGCGGUGGUGGUCGAGGUGGGUAUGGUGGUGCUCCUGCUGAGCCUGCAGCUCCGGUGAAGCAGUGUGAUGAGAAUUGUGAUGAUACCUGUGACAACUCUAGAAUCUACAUUUCCAACCUACCACCAGAUGUGACUACUGAAGAAUUGAGAGAACUUUUUGGAGGCAUUGGUCAAGUUGGUAGAAUAAAGCAGAAGAGGGGUUAUAAGGAUCAGUGGCCCUGGAAUAUAAAAAUAUACACUGAUGAGAAUGGGAAUAACAAGGGUGAUGCCUGCCUUGCUUAUGAAGAUCCCUCUGCAGCACACUCAGCCGGCGGUUUCUACAAUAAUUACGAUUUGAGGGGUUAUAAAAUCAGUGUUGCAAUGGCAGAAAAAUCUGCACCACGGCCUGCAUAUAAUCAUGGGGGCAAUAGAGGUGGCUAUGGUGGAGAUAGGCGCAGAGACAAUUAUAGAGAUAAUUCUGGGCCUGAUAGACGUGAGCAUUAUGGUGGGAACCGGUCACGACCCUACUGAGAGCUCUGACAUGAGCAUUUUAUGUACUAUGAAUUGUGGGCUGAGGGAUUUAUUAUUUCAGUUGGCUGGUUUCUUGAACUGGAAGCAAAGAGGUAGGUUGUUCACGUACUUUGAGCAGAGGCCUCUUUGCUCCUUUGUGUUUCCUGUCACUGGCUGGUAGGUUUUUGAUCUUUAAACAGGGAUUAAUUCAAUCAUGUGAAUGUUUUUAUAGAGACAAGUGGAUAAUCUCCAAAUUGCUUGCUGCUAAGGUAGGUUGAUUUUUCAGGUGAGUGUCGCUUUCAUGAAAAUGUGUUUUAUACUUGCUUGGAAUAAAACCAUGUGUGGUACAAGCUGGUAAUGUCAUUAACGAAUAUAAUACUAUAUUAGUCAUAGUUCCAUAGGAUCAUUAAUGAAUCCGAAUGAGAGAGUUUGUCGUCUAUAAUAUGCUUUUGACAGAAAAGUGGAUAGGUUGGCUGCUAAAUUGCAUUUAUAAUCAUGGCCAGUUGAAAGGAAAGCGAUGACUUAGUGGAAUAUGUUUUAAGCAGUAUUCAUUUACAACAACAUAUGCAUUUGAUUGGACAAUGCCCAUAUUUUGAAACCAACACGGUGAGUUAAAAUUAUUGCAUUGAACAGGAAUGGCAUGAGUUAGCAAUUUUGUCAUGGUUGUGUUAUUGCAUUUGAGUAGUGAAACUAGUCCUUGAUUGAUUGGCGACUUAUCAGGUGGCAGGUUUACUGAAAUACGGAAAUUCGGAAUAUUUUACCAUGUCUUUUUGUGUAUUAUUUAAUUAAAGAAAUGAUGCAAUUUCAGAUUCAGAUAUUUUCAUUGCAGUAGAAAUUCAACUCAUACAUUAUUGAUUUGAGUGCAGAAGCCCUUUAAACAAAACCCCAUGACAGAAACCCCCCCUCUUUUUGCCUUUUAUUGGUUUAUCUUUUUUCCAGUCUUAUUCUUAAGUCGAAUCAAACCAGCAUCAAUUUUUAUAUUAAUAAUGUAUAAAGUCUCUUAUUCGCCCUUCUCUUAGGUUUGAACAAGUAUUAAUAAUAAUAAAUAAUAGCUAGUGUGUGCAUUUUUAACUGUUCGUUAUACGCAUCUAUUGGUAUUAUCUUCUGCAUGGUUUAGAUAUACGUUGUAGUUCAGAUUUCCAUGCAUCUAUUCUACGGUGAUUAUCUGCAAUGGGGAUUGGGGGCAAUGGCAGAAUAUGCCUUAAAUCGUGGUUCUUACAUCAAGCUUCCAUGGUUCUUUGCUUAUUCGGGGAAUCACUUGCUAACAGAAUGCCCUUCAUUUUGGUCAUACGACAGUUACCAACGCCCAAUGUUCUUCCCUUAGCUUGUCUUUGCUCGAGUGAAUGUACUUGAAAACCAUAUAGUUGAUCUAAGAUACAAUUAAAUUGGUGGUCGGGCUUUCUUUUUGCCGCAAAUGGACCCGUGAAUGCUGCUUUGAUUUUGUUCUCGUCUUUGUACUUGUUUCUUCAUAAUGUUGUGAUAACAUACCAUCUUUGUAACAAAUGAAAGCCCUCUCCUUAAUAUC
Messenger RNA from Arachis ipaensis, 3034 nucleotides. Lineage: Eukaryota; Viridiplantae; Streptophyta; Magnoliopsida; Fabales; Fabaceae. The record is from RefSeq and is a predicted model, not a curated record.